This is a messenger RNA of Schistosoma rodhaini, 1509 nucleotides long. NCBI's taxonomy places the organism in Eukaryota, Metazoa, Platyhelminthes, Trematoda, Strigeidida, Schistosomatidae. The record is from the annotation of a GenBank genome assembly.
AUGAUUGAUCAGUCGCAGUCAUGUCCAAGCUGCAGGUCUAGCAAGUACAGUAACCCUCAAUUAAAAUUGAUGGUUAACGUAUGUGGUCACUCACUAUGUGAAAACUGCGUCGAAGUGCUUUUUGUUCGAGGUUCAGGUUUAUGUGCUCAAUGCAAAACUCCUAUACGCAAAAACAAUUUUCGUUAUCAGCUGUUUGAAGACCCUUUGGUGCAAAAGGAAAUAGAUAUUCGCAAAAAGCUACUGAGCGAUUUCAAUAAACGUGAAGAUGAUUUUGACUGCCUAGAAGAGUACAAUCUAUACCUAGAAAAAAUAGAAGACCUGAUUUACAAUCUUACAAACGAUAUAAGUGUCGAAGAAACAAAACGCUAUAUUGAGAAUUAUAAGAAGGAAAAUAAAGAGAUAAUUAAGAAAAACCGAACUAAACCUUCCUCUUCAAUGGCAUUUUACGAUUCUGAGUUAGAACGUGAAUCUAUUUUGAGGGAAAAGCGAGAACGUGAGGAAGAAGAGGAAGGCGGAACUCUAAAAGGAUUAGAAAAUACCCGUGGUUCUGAUGAUCCUAAUGGUCCAAUGACAACUGAAUCUGAAGGAGAAAGACGGAAGAACAAUAUUCCCCCAACACCCCGAACAAAUAUGCUGAUUCCACCUACCUCAGCUUUUGGACGUCGAGCUCCUGCGACAUUUAUCCCACCAUCAGUGUACGCCCCUCCUUCAUACAUACCACCACCUACACAGGCUCUGGGGCAUGCACCCAGCUCUGCGUUCCCAGUACGUCCAAUAGUCACUCCUGUGAGCGGUUUUAUGGCUCCACCUUCCAUGCUUCCUGUAGCUCCGCCCACCGGUAGUCUCUCAAACAACUGGAUCAGUGGAACACACCACAUGAUACAUCUUCCUCCCACAGCUUCGCUUCGGAAACAACAGGACACUGUUUUGAUUCCUAGUCAAAACACAAGUCAUAACGCAAAAAACCAUACAUCACCACUUCAGUUUGUAUAUGAACCUUAUGUAGUCGAAUUGUGUGGUCCUAUGCCACCACUUUCAAGUAAUCGGCAUAUUCGUUGGAUUGAUGUUCUUCAAAUAUAUGAAAAAACUGUAAUUGUCAAACUCAACCAUCAAGCACAAACACCAGCAAAUACUUCCGAAACCAAGCCUAAAUCAGAAACAGAAGGGGAAUUUAACGAUGCAGAUUGUGGCAGAACUGCUGUUGAUAUUAAAGCAAAUUACAAGACAGAAGAAAGUUUCCUAAGUGAUGAUGUGAAAAAAGAGUACGAUAGUGAUGACAGUAACCAUACCGAUAUUAAAAUCAGUGCUUUAAAGGUGGAAAACUCUUGUCCGACAACUAAGUCUUUGGGCCUUUCUUGUCAGCUAACUGCUGGGGCUUGUGGUAUUUCACCUGCUGUUUUUCUAGAAAGGUGUUUGCUAGAGUCGCGUUGUGGACUUUUCAUGUGACCCAAAAAAAGAAAUCUUAUUGAAGAUAAUUUUUGUACAUAAAUUAUUUAUUUUAGAACGAAA